Molecule: messenger RNA, 3034 nt
Organism: Eublepharis macularius
Lineage: Eukaryota; Metazoa; Chordata; Lepidosauria; Squamata; Eublepharidae
Gene: GLUD1
Product: glutamate dehydrogenase 1
Exons: 13
Coding region: 119-1786 (555 amino acids)
Biological process (GO): L-glutamate catabolic process
Cellular component (GO): mitochondrion
Molecular function (GO): L-glutamate dehydrogenase (NAD+) activity
Source: RefSeq, a predicted model, not a curated record
CCAUUGGCCGCGCCGCGCCGCCCUCGUCUCCGCCCCCACCGCGCUCGCCAGCCCGCGGAGCCGCUCCCGUCCCGUCCCCGCUGAGGGAGCCGCCGCCGCCGCCGCCGCCGCCGCCGCCAUGUACCGCUGCCUGGGGGAGCUGCUGGCGCCCGCCCGCGCCGCCGCCUCGGCCUCCGCCUCGGCCGCCUCUCCCGUGCUGUCGGGCGCGGAGCCCUGCUUGGGGGCGGGCGGCCUGCCGGCGGGGGGCGCGGGCGGCGGGCGGCGGCGCUACUGCCAGGCGGCGGAGCGGGUGGACGACCCGAACUUCUUCAAGAUGGUGGAGGGCUUCUUCGACCGCGGCGCCGGCAUCGUGGAGGACCAGCUGGUGGCCGGGCUGCGCACCCGCGAGAGCGCCGAGGAGAAGCGGCACCGCGUGCGCGGCAUCCUGCGCAUCAUCAAGCCCUGCAACCACGUGCUCAGCGUCUCCUUCCCCAUCAAGCGCGACAACGGCGAGUGGGAGGUGGUCGACGGCUACCGCGCCCAGCACAGCCAGCACCGCACGCCCUGCAAGGGAGGCAUUCGCUACAGCACAGAUGUGAGUGUGGAUGAAGUGAAGGCCUUAGCUUCUUUAAUGACCUAUAAAUGUGCGGUGGUUGAUGUGCCAUUUGGCGGUGCAAAGGCUGGUGUUAAGAUCAAUCCUAGGAAUUAUACAGAUAAUGAGUUGGAAAAAAUCACAAGACGAUUUACCAUAGAACUAGCAAAGAAGGGCUUUAUUGGGCCUGGGGUUGAUGUGCCUGCCCCUGACAUGAGCACGGGUGAGAGGGAGAUGUCCUGGAUUGCAGACACCUACGCCAACACCAUAGGCCACUACGAUAUCAAUGCCCACGCCUGCGUCACUGGGAAACCGAUCAGCCAAGGGGGCAUCCACGGACGUAUCUCUGCCACAGGCCGUGGCGUCUUCCAUGGAAUCGAGAACUUCAUUAAUGAAGCCUCCUAUAUGAGCCUCUUGGGAAUGACUCCAGGAUUUGGAGAUAAGACAUUUGCUAUCCAGGGAUUUGGCAACGUGGGUCUGCAUUCUAUGAGGUAUUUGCAUCGGUAUGGUGCAAAAUGUGUUGCCAUCGGGGAAAAGGAUGGUGCUAUUUGGAAUCCAGAUGGACUUGACCCAAAAGAGCUGGAAGAUUACAAAUUGCAACAUGGAUCAAUUCUCACCUACCCCAAGGCACAAGCCCUGGACUGCCACAUCCUGGAAGCUGACUGUGACAUCCUCAUCCCGGCUGCCAGCGAAAAACAGUUAACAAAAGCCAAUGCUCACAAGGUCAAAGCAAAAAUUAUUGCUGAAGGUGCGAAUGGACCCACAACUCCUGAGGCAGAUAAAAUCUUCUUGGAACGGAACAUCAUGGUUAUUCCAGAUCUGUAUUUAAAUGCUGGCGGUGUGACAGUGUCUUAUUUUGAGUGGCUGAAGAACCUGAACCAUGUCAGCUACGGUCGCUUGACAUUCAAAUAUGAGAGAGACUCGAACUACCACUUGCUCAUGUCAGUCCAAGAAAGCUUGGAAAGAAAAUUUGGGAAACAUGGUGGGACUAUUCCAGUUGUGCCUACUGCUGAAUUCCAGGAUAGGAUAUCUGGUGCAUCUGAAAAAGACAUUGUUCACUCUGGCUUGGCCUACACCAUGGAGCGUUCGGCCAGGCAAAUCAUGCGUACUGCCAUGAAGUACAAUCUAGGUCUGGACCUAAGGACAGCUGCCUAUGUCAAUGCAAUUGAGAAAGUCUUCAAGGUGUACAAUGAAGCUGGUGUGACCUUCACAUGAACGGACAGUUACCCUCCUCAGUCUGGCACCCUGUUCUAUAUCCUCUUCAGAAAGCUUAACACAAGUUUACAUAACCACAUAAAUCCUUUUCCUUUUUCUCACUUACUUAUAAUGGAUAUGAUUUUCAAUUAGCUUUGGUAAGAACUAGUAUUUUUAUAAUAAAAGGACAAAACGUGGAUUUAGAACUUCAUGCUGAGACGUAUCUAAAGAUAAUCUGUUAAUCUGCAUAUUGGGGAGUGGGGAGGAAGGUUGGAGUAUUUUCCAUCUUGAAAUUUUAAAAGGCACCUUUGUAUUGUGAGAGCCUAGGGUCUUGCCACAGAAACAACUUAGCAAAGCCUCAGACUGGAGCAAACAGCAAACUGUUCAUGCAGUUUGGUCGCAUCGGAUGUAUCUCGUCUAGAUUUGGCACUUUCUGAGUGAAGACCUUGUAGGGUCAAUGUGGUGGCAUUAUCAAAGAAAGAACAAGGCCUCCUGCAGGGAAUAAAUGAUAGGAUUCUAAUUUUUAUACAUAACAGAGCCAUAGGCCUGGUUCUCUUUGGCAAUUAUGUGGGUGUCCCCCCCCCCCUUUUAUAAUCUGUGCACUUGUUGGACUGCCUUUAAAUCAUGUACUGAGUCUCAGUUCGACUCAUGUGCUACAUUGGUGUGCACAUAGGCAAUGGGUUGUAAGAGCUAAUGCUUUUCUAAGCUGGAACGGUAUUGUGGAGGCACCCAAUGGAUUGACCUCUUGUGUUUUAAUUGCAUCUCUGCACAUCCAUUUAGCUUCUUUUUAAAAGAGAACAUGUGUAUUUGAGUAUAACCUUAGGUAGUCCGAAGAGUUUGUGUAACGUUUUACUCUCCUUAGUUAUAUGUUCUCUUAAGGCUUGGUUAGCAUUGGCUGGUGCCUCAAUGAACAAUCAAAGCAAAUGGUUGGCAACGAGGAGUCAGGCUGCUGCUGUGGAUACUUUUGUCUACUGUCUUUAUUGCAUUGACUUUGUUCUUUUCAUUUGGAAGUUUUACGUGGUCUGAACACAGAGUUUAAUAAAGAGGGCCUUGAAGCUCAAGAUUCAGUCGCAAGUGUGCUGGAAGGUUUUGACGAAGUCUCUUGUCUAGAGGACUCCUGUGUCGUUCCAGAUGUAUUUAUGUAAUGGAUAUAAUUUUUUUAAAACAAACCUAAGUCCACCCAGGAACUCAUGCUUUUUUUUCUAGCUACUUUGUAACUCAUGACAUAACCUGGCAAUCUAAGCAAUUAAAACUUGACCUUUCCAAACA